AUGGCGCUUUGUACAGCGGUUACAAAAGGAGAUCUUGUAAAGACAAGGGCUAUUCUAGAAGACGAGACAGGUGAUACCAAGCUGGUCAUGCUAAACAGUGUGGAGCCUGAUGGAAAAACAGCACUCCACAUAGCUUCAGAAGAAGGGCAUAUCGACCUCGUGAAAUAUAUAAUUGAUUCCGGGGCGGAUCUAGAAAAUCGAAGUAGAAGCGGUGACACCCCUCUUCACUAUGCGUCUCGGAGAGGUCACAAGACUGUUGCUCAAUAUCUCAUCAGUAAAGGAGCAGAUAUCAAUAUCGCUGAUAACAAUGGCUAUUCACCUCUCUAUCUUGCUUCGGAUGAGGGUCAUUUUGAUGUUGCUGGAUGUUUAUUGAAAUCUGGAGCAGAUAUAAACAAAGCUUCAUAUGAUCGUUCUACACCCCUUUAUUCUUCAGCAAGUAAGGGUAAUGUUGAUGUAGUGAAAUAUCUCAUAACUAAAGGAGCCGAUCUUGAAAAGAAAGGACCUAAGAGUCAAACUCCACUUUGCGUUGCGUCACUGAAUGGUCAUCUUGAGGUUGUGAAGUAUCUUAUUAGCCAGGGGGCAAAGCUUGAUACUGGCGAUGAAGAUGGCCACGCACCUCUCUAUACCGCAUCAAAGGAGGGACAUCUGUUCAUUGCUGAAUGUCUGGUAGAUGCAGGAGCAGAUGUAAACCAAUUAACAUUUGAGUCACCGCUUCAUGCUGCAUCAGAAAAUGGACAUCUAGACGUUGUGAAAUACCUCAUCGCUAAAGGAGCAGAAAUUGACAAAGAUGGUAACGAUGGCUUUACACCUCUAUUUCUCGCCUCACUCGAGGGUCAUCUUGAUGUUGUUGAAUGUCUGGUAAAUGCAGGAGCAGAUGUCAAACAAUCUAACCGCGAGACAAUGUCACCACUUCAUGCUGCAUCAGAAAAUGGUAGUCUGGACGUUGUGAAAUAUCUUAUCAAUAAAGGAACAGAAAUUGACAAAGAUGGCGACGAUGGCUAUACACCUCUGCAUUUCGCCGCACUAGAAGGUCAUCUUACUGUUGUUGAAUGCCUGGUAGAUGCAGGAGCAGAUAUCAAUAGAGCAUCUCAUGAUGGUUACACUUCACUGAUAACCGCAUUGAUAUAUGGACAUCACGGCAUUGCGGAGUUUCUCAUGACUAAGGUGGCAGAACUUGGCAACAGAUAUGACGUCGUUUUAGUUGCACUUUGCAAAGCAAGCUCCCAGGGCUACCUCGAUGCUGUAAGGUACAUCAUAACUAAAGGGGUAAACCUCGAAUUGGAAGAUAGAGAUGGUUUCACACCACUAUAUCACGCGUCAGAGAAUGGACAUCUUGAGGUUGUUGAAUGUCUAGUGAAUGCAGGAGCCGAUGUGAACAAAGCAUCAUCAUAUGAUGGCGUGACACCUAUCUACGCCGCUUCCCAAGGAGGCCAUCUCGAGGUAGUUGAAUGGCUCGUGAAUAAAGGAGCUGAUGUGAACAACGCAUCAUCAUUUGAUGGCGGAAGACCCCUCUACGCCGCUUCACAAGGAGGCCAUCUCGAGGUAGUUAAAUGUCUCGUUAAUAAAGGAGCUGAUGUGAACAAAGCAUCAUUAUAUGAUGGCAGACCACCCCUCUACACCGCUUCACAAGGAGGCCAUCUCGAGGUAGUUGAAUGCCUCGUGAAUAAAGGAGCUGAUGUGAACAAAGCAUCAUAUGGCGUAACACCCCUCCACGCCGCUUCACAAGGAGGCCAUCUCGAGGUAGUUAAAUGUCUCGUUAAUAGCGGAGCUGAUGUGAACAACGCAGCAUCAUAUGAUGGCGAAACACCCCUCUACGCCGCUUCACAAGGAGGCCAUCUCGAGGUAGUUGAAUGCCUCGUGAAUAAAGGAGCUGAUGUGAACAAAGCAUCAUAUGGUGUAACACCCCUCUACGCCGCUUCACAAGGAGGCCAUCUCGAGGUAGUUGAAUGUCUCGUUAAUAACGGAGCUGAUGUAAACAACAUUUCAGCAUAUAAUGGUACACCAUUGCAUGGAGCAACGCAUGGACGAUAUGUUCACAUUGUAAACUACCUCAUCUCAAAAGGUGCAGACCCCAAUAGUGUUGAUGGCAAUGACUCUUCACCUCUUCACAUUGCUUCACAGACAAGACUUGAUAUUGUUGAGUGUCUCGUAAAUGCAGGGGCAGAUGUAAACAGAUUAACACGCGAUGGUUAUGCACCGCUAGGUACAGCCGUGCGUUAUAAUAAGCAAGAUAUAGCUGAAUUUCUAAUGUCUAAGGAAGCGGAUCUAGGAAAUACUUAUACUGUUGAAACAAUCCUUCGGAAUUCAUCCACCGAGGGUCAUCUCAAUGUUGUAAAACAUAUCAUACAUAAAGGAGUGGAUGUUAAUACUGUUGACGAAGAUGGUUUCACAUCCCUUCAUCACGCAUCACAGAACGGAUAUCUUGAUAUUGUUGAAUGUAUAGUGCAUGCAGGAGCAAAUGUGAACAUAGCAGCAAAGAAUGGUUACACACCUUUAUAUGAGGCAUCUCACAAAGGUCAUCUAGACAUUGUACAAUAUCUUGUUUCUCAAGGAGCGAACACAAAUUCUGUUGAUGAUGAAGGCUACACACCUCUAUACGUUGCUUGUCAAGAGGGUCAUCUUGAUGCUGCUAAAUAUCUAGUGCAUGCAGGGGCUGAUGUGAACAAAGAAGCAAAGAAUGGUGAUACACCUUUGUAUAGAGCAUCUCAUAAAGGUCAUCUAGAUAUCGUAGAAUAUCUCAUUUCUCAACGAGCGAACCUGAAUUCUGUUGAUGACGAGGGCUAUACACCUCUCUCUGUUGCUUCACAAGAGGGUCAUCUGGAUGUUGCUAAAUGUCUAGUGAAUGCAGGAGCUGAUGUGAACAAAGCAGCAAAGAAUGGUUCUACCCCUUUGUUUGCAGCAUCUUAUAAAGGUCAUCUAGACAUAGUGAAGUAUCUGAUUAACAAAGGAGCAGCUAUUGAUAAACGAGGUUAUGGCGGUCAGACGCCUCUUCGUGGCGCAUCAUUCUAUGGCCAUCUUGGAGUUGUCACGUAUCUUAUCAGUCAAAGGGCAGAUAAAGACAUGGGUGAUAAUGAUGGCUUUACACCUCUUUCUGUGGCUUCGCAAAAGGGUCAUCUGGAUGUUGCUAAAUGUCUUGUGCAUGCAGGAGCUGAAGUAAACAAAGCAGCAGAGAGGGGUUUUACACCCUUGUAUGCAGCAUCUAGUAACGGUCAUCUAGACAUAGUGGAGUAUCUGAUUAACAAAGGAGGAGCUAUUGAUAGGAGAGGUAACGGUCAGACGCCUCUUCGUGUCGCAUCAAAAAAUGGCCAUCUUGGGGUUGUCAAGUAUCUUAUCAGUCAAAGGGCAGACAAAGAAAUGGGUGAUAACAAUGGCUAUACACCUUUAUAUGUUGCUUCAGAAAAUGGUCAUAUGUAUGUUGCUAAAUGUCUAGUACAUGCAGGAGCUGAUGUGAACAAACCAGCAAGUGAUGGUGAUCUAUCCCUCCUCGCUGCUUCUCGUGGGGGCUAUCUUGACAUUAUGAAAUAUCUCGUUACAAAAGGAGCUGCCAUCGAGUCACGUAAUAAUUACGGUUGGACAGUUUUCCAUUAUGCAGCAGAUAAUGGCCACUUGGAAUCUUUGGAAUAUUUCUUGAGAAACAACACUAGCGGUACUUUGGGAAACAGCCACGACGUUCUCAAAAGACUUCAGGUAGGGUACUCAGUUCAAACCGAUUUUUAA
This is a messenger RNA of Strongylocentrotus purpuratus (purple sea urchin), 3717 nucleotides long. Its product is annotated as serine/threonine-protein phosphatase 6 regulatory ankyrin repeat subunit C-like. The record is from RefSeq and is a predicted model, not a curated record. The coding region runs from base 1 to 3717 and encodes 1238 amino acids. NCBI's taxonomy places the organism in Eukaryota, Metazoa, Echinodermata, Echinoidea, Camarodonta, Strongylocentrotidae. Gene Ontology annotation, molecular function: protein binding. The transcript has a single exon.